AUGGGUCGGCCACCGGCUGUUAUUAUUGUUGUCAGGCAUGGUGCUCGCCUCGACCAAGCAGAUAGUCAAUGGUACUUGACAACCCCGACUCCAUACGAUCCGCCUCUCACAUAUGGUGGCUGGACACAAUCGAGAUCCCUCGGAGCUCGUAUAGCGAAUAUCUUACGAAGUCGCGAAACAGAUGAUGAGUUUAUUGCUAGUGCGGAACAAAAUGGAGGGAGAUACAGGAAAAGGAGGCAUAAAGUGAUCAUACACACAUCCCCAUUUUUGCGCUGCGUCCAGACAUCAGUUGCCAUAAGUGCUGGUCUUGCACAAAAUCCUGGUCAUACACAUCAUUCUCAACGUUCUUCUUCCGCACAAUCCCAGCACAAAAGUUUACAAAUGCAUUCUUCUCCCAGAGUGCGUCCUACACAAUCAACAGACUCGCCCAGACUAGCCCCACUCCUGGAGAGCACAACUGUCCCGCCAAGUUCAAGUAGCAAAAUUAUUGGACAAACGGGCAAUAUUAGGAAAUCAAUGAUACGGGUUGAUGCAUUCCUUGGUGAAUGGUUGGCCCCGGAUUAUUUCGAGGAUAUUACUCCGCCUCCAAGUUCUAUUAUGAUGGUAGCUGGUGCCAAAGCAGAUUUAUUACGAAGAGAGGACUACAAUAGCUUGAUACAUGUGCGAGAUUUCUCUGCACAAGGUUCAUUCCAACCAUUUCCAGGUGGAUGGGGAAGCCCGGUCACAACCGACAAGAAGGAAUUCCCAUCAGUCUCGAAUUUGAACCAUGCGCUACCUAGAAGGGACCGGACCAGCAGUCUGAGUAGUGUGGGAAGCAAUGGAAGUCGCCAAAAUUUAAAGGGCGACGGUCAUCUGCUUACGUCCGAGCACGAUAUUUAUCACCCGCCGGUGCCAAGUUAUGCGAUUUCUACAUCCGAUCCUAUACCACCUGGAUAUGCUACGCACGCAAGAGAUGCAUGUGUUGACGUUGAUUAUCAAUGGGAUAGUAUGCGCGAGCCUUUGAAUUGGGGAAGUGGUGGCGAAUAUGGCGAAGAGUGGCCCUCGAUGCAUAAAAGAUUUCGGAAAGGUCUACAGAGCAUGUUGGGUUGGUAUAGCAGUAAUGAAAACUCUGGGGAGAUGGUUACGAAGACUCCUUCUGGUCCAGAGCUUGAAAAGCAAUUUUCCAUUGAUGAAAGUCAUGAAGAAGAAGAUACGGAUCUGGUUCUCAUCCUUGUCACCCAUGGCGCUGGAUGCAAUGCCCUCAUUGGGGCCCUGACUAACCAGCCCCUUUUAAUGGACGUUGGAAUGGCAUCAUUAACCAUGGCAGUUCGAAAACCCACCCCUGAGAAUACACCUGCCUCAACCCCUAGUGCAACUCCCAAAUCGCAUUCUCGCACAAAUUCCAAAAAUUUAUCCAUGUCAGACGAGUAUGAUUUAAAGCUCUUAGCAAACACAGAACAUCUGCGCUCCAGCCCCAACAGUACUUCUUCAUCCCAAACUCCUUCUAUCACAAAUCAAUCCACAUUCCGCGAUCGUCAGUCUGCCGACCCAAAUCGUUCCACUACCGUAAAUUCCAGUCUAGGCAGUAUCAGAAGAACAGCAAGUAUAGCAAGUUCCCAACCUCGCAGCUAUACAACGGCUAGACAAUCAUCAGUCGGGCUAUGGAGCGCUACUCCUCCGCCUAGAGAAUCUGUCAAUGAGAACGACGACACCGAUGCUGAUAGUAUGAUGUUGAACUUCGGAGACGAUGGCGCAAAUGCCGACGCAUCAAUUCAGUCGACCGCCGAAGAAGAAAAUAAAGCAGCUGUUGUGAAAAAUCAGGAAAUAGAAACAAGUGCGCUAGAGGAAGAUGAAGUUGCUCCCUUGGGCUUAUGGGGUUCACCAAGAUUGACGGCUAGUUCAGGUCCAGCCGUAGAUUUAGACAAGUCGAGCCAUACGCCAAAGAGAAGGUGGACUGUUAACGAAAGGGGGUGA
This is a messenger RNA of Sclerotinia sclerotiorum 1980 UF-70, 1953 nucleotides long. RefSeq lists its product as hypothetical. NCBI's taxonomy places the organism in Eukaryota, Fungi, Ascomycota, Leotiomycetes, Helotiales, Sclerotiniaceae. The record is from RefSeq and is a predicted model, not a curated record. The transcript has 2 exons. The coding region runs from base 1 to 1953 and encodes 650 amino acids.